Rhagoletis zephyria (snowberry fruit fly) is the source of this 1834-nucleotide messenger RNA. RefSeq lists its product as uncharacterized. Lineage: Eukaryota; Metazoa; Arthropoda; Insecta; Diptera; Tephritidae. The record is from RefSeq and is a predicted model, not a curated record.
CAUAAGCACAUAUCUACUUUAUCUCUAUUCUAAAGAAUUCUAAUGCGUAAUUUGUUUGUUGGAAGUGUGCUAAAAAUAUUUUGUGGUUUAAAGUGAGUUAAAUUUUUUAUUAAAAUGAGUAGCAAAAGGCAUGUGAAAAGACUUAUUAAAAAUCAAAGAGAGUUGUAAGUAAAUAGUUUAAUAGAUGAAGAAUCCCACAGAAAUUCUGAAGCUUGUCGGCCAGAUCUCUUAGAAGAAAAUGACGCAGGCACAAAUGUCGACGUAGCCUCUCCUCUGCCGGUUGUAGAAAAUGAAAGUACUUGUCCAGAAACUCCAUUCGGAAGUGACGAUUCACUUGCGCAUACAGAAGCAAACUCCUUUAGAGAUAAAAUUUUAGCUUGGUACAUAAAAAAUAGGCCGCCGCGAAAAUCUUUUGAAGAGUUACUUUCCAUUUUGAAAGCACAAAAUUUAGAUGUACCGAGAUGUGCGGAAACGCUUUUUUCUAAAAAAAGACAAAAGGCAAUCAUUGGCAAUGUUGAACCAGGCUUAUAUUGUCAUAUUGGCUUAAGUACUCAGCUGGAGAAAGUUUCCUAUAUAAUUGGUGACGUUGAUAAGAUUUUGAUAGACAUUAAUAUUGAUGGUUAGCCAUUAUUUAAAAGCCCUCGGGCUCAAUUGUGGCCAAUUUUGGUAAGACUAGUGGACUUUAAAGAAGUCUCUGUAUUUCCCAUCGGCAUUUAUGUAGGAAAUAAAAAACCAAAUGAUGUAUCUGAGUUUUUGAAGCCGUUUGUGAUGGAAAUGCAAGGCAUAUUACAAAAUAAUAUUAACGUGAGUGGAAAGUUCGUCGCAGUUGAAAUAAGGGCAUUAGUUUGUGAUGCCCCUGCCAGAGCUUUUGUUUGUGGUACGCCCAGUCAUGUAUCUUCUCAUGGUUGUGGCAAAUGUACACAAAUCGGAAGAAAGUUGAAUAAUGUCCUGGUAUAUAGUUCAGAGCCAGGAGAGUUAUUAACUGACGACGAUUUUUUAAGGAGGAAAUAUGCAGGACAUCACAAUAAGAAAUUUAGAAAUACCAUGACUCCUCUAGAAAACAUUGGUGUGAAAAUGAUAACGCAAAUAGCUUUAGACAGCAUGCAUUUACUAGACCUGGGAGUAAUGCGAAAAUUUUUGUUGCGAUUACUUCAAGAUAAAGUGAAUGUAAAGGUAGAGAAAAUAAAAAAGAAAAAUAUGUCUGAAAUUUUAAAAUCUUUAUCUCCCUUUAUAACUAAAGAAUUCGUAAGGAAACCCAGGUCCAUGGAUGAAAUACUAAACUGGAAAGCAACAGAAUUUCGCCAAGUGCUACUCUAUACGGGUAUUCUUAUCUUCAAAGACAAUGUUCGUGAUGUAGGCUACUUUUUUGCCCCAAAUCUUACAUGAACAAUCUGUCGGUUGCAAAUAACAUGCUUUCAUUGUUUGUUGUAAACUUUUCGCAGGUUUUUGGAGAUUGUAGUGUAACUCACAACGUUCAUCAAAUAAUGCACUUAACGGAAAACAUAAAAUCAUUCGGGCUAUUGUCGAGUUAUUUGGCUUAUGAUUUUGAGAACUAUUUACAAAUAUUAAAAAAAUAUGUUAAAAAACCAACACAUAUCCUCCAACAAAUUGUAAAUAGUGUAAAUCAAGACAGUUUCAUAGUAAAGGAAAAGCCGAAAGGGUUCAAAGUUUUCAAAAGUAAGGGCUUAUGCUUCUUUUUUAAAGACAGUAUCUUUACGUCAAAAAAACCUGACUGCUUCUGUCUCAUAAAACCUUAUAUACCGAUAGAAAUUCAAGGGUUUUCAAGUGACAGAAAGUUAGUAAUAGGGAAAAAGUUUAAAAAUUUGAGAAGUUU